Messenger RNA from Hibiscus syriacus, 1307 nucleotides. RefSeq names its product probable magnesium transporter NIPA9. Gene Ontology annotation, cellular component: membrane. Gene Ontology annotation, molecular function: magnesium ion transmembrane transporter activity. Bases 115 to 1131 code for a protein of 338 amino acids. Lineage: Eukaryota; Viridiplantae; Streptophyta; Magnoliopsida; Malvales; Malvaceae. The record is from RefSeq and is a predicted model, not a curated record. The transcript is spliced from 9 exons. Gene Ontology annotation, biological process: magnesium ion transport.
UUCCUGUUUUUAGCUGUGCCAAAAGAAAACCACCGCAAAGAGAGAUUUGCAACAACAUUUUUUUGCUUGUUCAAUUGAUUUCAGAGAGAUUGCGAAGAAGAAGAAGAAGAAGAAAUGUGGGAAUCGGUUUUCUUAACAUUGGUAGCAACAGCGGGUAAUAACAUAGGCAAAGUUCUACAAAAAAAGGGUACUGUUAUUCUCCCUCCUCUUUCCUUCAAGCUCAAGGUGAUAAGAACAUAUGCUGUUAAUAAAUUAUGGGUGAUGGGAUUUCUGAUGGAUAUUGGAGGUGCCUUAUUGAUGCUGAGAGCAUUAUCUUUGGCUCCGGUAUCUGUCAUUCAACCGGUUUCUGGCUGUGGGCUUGCCAUUCUUUCGAUCUUUUCAUUUCUCUUCAUGAAGUAUUAUUACUGGAUGGGGAUUACAUUAGCUGGUAUUGGCACCAUAGGCGUUGGGGCUGGUGGAGAGGAGCAAGAGUCUUCAGAAGUAUCGAUUUUACAGCUACCAUGGUUGGCAUUCAUUGUCGUGAUCGUAUUUGUACUCCUAAAUGGGUGGCUUCGCUUCUACAAGCGUCAGCGGAGAGAACAAGAAUUGAUAGAGUACGAAGCUGUUGAAGAAAUCAUAUAUGGCUUGGAAUCAGGAAUUUUAUUUGGAAUGGCAGCAGUGAUAUCAAAAAUGGGAUUUGUCUUUGUGGAGCAGGGUUUCUCCAAAAUGUUGAUUCCUCUUUGCGUCUCAAUUAGCGUCUGUUGCAGUGGCACUGGAUUUUUCUACCAGACACGUGGCCUAAAGCAUGGUCGAGCUAUUAUCAUCUCUACAUGUGCUGCUGUUGCAUCAAUCGUGACCGGUGUACUUGCCGGUAUGCUUGCAUUGGGUGAACAGUUGCCCUCAUCGCCAACUGCCCGACUUUCACUUCUUCUUGGAUGGCUAUUUAUCAUGUUGGGUGUGAUAUUGCUUGUGAGUUCAACAAGACUGAUGCGACACCUUCCAUGGUCAUUGCGGAAUUUAAAACCCAGUGGAGCAGAACGGAAUUUCAGUCUCAGGCGAACAGCGUCUCAUCGAGUCAAGGACCCAAGUCCAAGUGCUGUUAUCCCAACAGCGACAUUGCACCAUCUGAUAACAAGUAAGGAGAAGGCAUAAGUGAAGAAAACAGAAGCUCGUUGCACAUGCAUAUUCGACAUUGGAACCAUAUUGAAUAUUCUCUAAGAAGGUUUCGAGUUUGUUACAGGUCACUAUCAACACAACACAGACUCAAGGGUUAGGAUUGUAGCCACUAGCAAUUCUGAACACUUGCUGGCAAUGACAUCAUGUUAGAA